This is a messenger RNA of Seriola aureovittata, 2338 nucleotides long. RefSeq names its product zinc finger protein Gfi-1b-like. Gene Ontology annotation, molecular function: DNA-binding transcription factor activity, RNA polymerase II-specific; RNA polymerase II cis-regulatory region sequence-specific DNA binding. Lineage: Eukaryota; Metazoa; Chordata; Actinopteri; Carangiformes; Carangidae. The transcript has 6 exons. The record is from RefSeq and is a predicted model, not a curated record. Gene Ontology annotation, cellular component: nucleus. Gene Ontology annotation, biological process: regulation of transcription by RNA polymerase II. The coding region runs from base 1176 to 2198 and encodes 340 amino acids.
ACUGCUUCCUGGGACUUCCUGGGACGCUCAGAGAUGAGAGAGGUAUCAAUAUUCACAUUUAACUCUUGGCAAGAAAGUGAAUUACCCAAAAUGUCUAUGUCUAAAUGGCUAUUUGUAAGUUUUGCUAUUGCUACUUGCUACAGCUCUUUACUUACCAAGUUUUGCAGAGAGCUUCAGCCAUUAAUGUAUUUACAGGACAAGAGGUUAAAAUACGCCCUCUGAGCAGAACUAUUUCUUCAUGGCAGACUGGACGCUUCUGUGAUUCAGUAUCAGAAAGUGACCAGACGGGCCAACCAGGAUGGAGCUAGCUGGUUAGCAUGCUGACUUCAGUAGAAGAAAAGAAGUGAUUGAAGUAGAAGCAAAACAAGAGCUGGAGACAGAGCUUUUGGUGUGGAUGGGUGUGAGAAAGAGAAAAGAGGACGUUGUCAACGGUGAGGACACGAGAAACAAUUAUUCUCAACAUUCAGCUGCGCAAUACAAAGGUAAGAUCAUCAAUGCAACUGGGAUUUCACUGUUUUGGUAUCAUGGUUACGUUUAAUUCAUACUUUCAACUUUCAACUUUCUUUUGUACAUACAACAAGGCAAUUUCAGCCUUGUGGUGUGCUACAACUUCUUCUGUGCAACUUCAGGUUGUGAGGGAUAUUAUUUCAGAGAAGGAGGUUAAUAAAUUGAUCAUCUUCAUUAUAGAAGGUGUGAAACAAGUUUGGGAAAAUUUGCUUAUUCAUCUGCAGCAGCGUAGUUCUCUAAACUUGUCUCAUGUAGUUUUUCUGUCGGGCUUUCCUCUUUCUUGUUUAACUAGUGACCUAAUAUAAUCAACUAAUACCAAAGCAUUCCUAUUCAAUUAUUUGCCAAAUGAUAAAUGAAUAAAUUCAGCACUUGACUAAUUGACUGAAUAAUUGACAUUAUUGAUUUGCUUAUUUUGGUAAAGUUGAAAUUUUCAAAUUUAAAUUAUUAUGCUGUGAUUCUACUUUUAAGAUAAGAACAUACUGUAUGCAGUUCAAAUGGAAGUAUAAAAAGCUGUUUACACCACAGCAGGGUUAUCCUCAGUGAAAGCCCUGAAACUGAAGUGCAGGUGGCAGGCUGUAUUUGUUAAGGAAACCUCAAGCUUUGGCAUUGUAACUGAACAUGUACCAGCAGGUGUGUGACAUCUGAGUGCGUGAGGCUCUAAAAGUGACAUGAAAAGAGCUGCUGCAGGUUUCUGUUUUCUUACUUCGUCUCCCAUCACUCCCCUCUCCAGUCACCGCUCUGCUAUGCCGCGGUCGUUCCUCGUCAAGAGUAAAAGGUCUCACCUCCUCGGCCCGUCGAAGAAUUCCUACAGAUCACACUCCAGGUCCCGAACGGAUGCUGAGCAGCCUGUGCAGCAUGUGAUGCGACAGGACAGGAGGCAUCCUGAAGAUGCUGUGCAGCCCUCGUCCCCCACAUUUGGGGUCAAAACCCUUCUGGCUGAAGCUUGCUCACAAUGGGAUGGGGUCCAGUUUAACAGCCCCCACAAAGAUGAUCCGUGGACUUCAGCAAAAAUCCCUGUGGAGAACAGAGAGGCUCCUCUGGCUGUGUCGCCGUGGUCGUCAGACAGACACCAGGCAUCUGACAGAGAGAGGGAACUGGAGAGACUGGUUUUCAUGCUACUCAACCACACAUCGCACACUGACCUAAAAUCCCCCGUCAGCCAAUGUCCACUCUGUGAAAAGUCUCUCUCAGAAGUCCUACUAUCAGGUGGCCUGCAGGCUCAUGUCUUCAACACAGUCUCUGUCCCACUGACAAGAUCCCCCAUAGCCACAAACAUGCCCCACAUGCCCUUCAGCUUCAGGGCAGUUGGCAGCUACAGUAGAGCGAAGGAGCGUAGCUUUGGCUGCAAGGUGUGCGGAAAGGUGUUCAAGCGCUCGUCCACCCUGUCCACACACCUCCUCAUCCACUCGGACACGAGACCCUACCCCUGCCAGUACUGCGGCAAAAGGUUCCACCAGAAGUCAGACAUGAAGAAACACACUUUCAUACACACAGGUGAGAAACCACACGUGUGCAAAGUGUGCGGUAAAGGAUUCAGCCAAAGCUCCAACCUCAUCACCCACAGCCGAAAGCACAGCAGCUAUCAGCCGUUCAGUUGCCCCCACUGUCAGCGCACCUUCCAGCGCAGGGUUGACCUACAGCACCACCAAGAGACACAGUGUGGCUAUGGAAACAUGUACACUCAGAACUGAGGCCAUGACGCAACUGAGUGAAAUGGGAUUUGUAAAUAAGUUGCAAUCAUUCAUAAUUGUAAAAGUCUGAAAAUAUGCAUUAAGUAAUGACAUGCAUGCUUAAAAAUGUUAAAUAAAACAGGACCGGUUUGCUUAAAAAA